AUGGCCUUUCUUUUUGGCCGAGGCCGUAGUCGGCCCAAUACGACCGAGCUGCCCAAGCAGGCGAACGAGCUCCUUCAGAAGCUCGAGGGGCCUCCCGCAAAUGCCAAGAUCGAUGACCUAUCCAAGAUUCUCAGUCAGAUGAAGCUCAUCCUCCAGGGGACACAUGAAUCGGAGAGCAGCCCCGAGCAGAUCUUCCAGCUGGUCAAUGGCGUCCUGGAGGAGGAUAUGCUAUACUUCUUGGCGAUCAAUCUCCACAAGCUACCCUUCGAGUCCCGCAAAGAUGCGCAGGUCAUCUUCUCUUACAUCUUUCGGUUCCGGCCCCCGACCGCCUCUAACAACAGCGAGCCGAUGGCACUGGAGUACGUCGUGACCAAGAGACCGCAGGUACUGGUGGAACUGUGCCGGGGAUAUGAUCACAAGGAGAGCGCAACGCCGGCCGGAUCGGUGCUACGCGAAGUCCUUAAGAACCAGUCGGCGGCCGCGAUCAUACUGUACGAUGACGGAGACGAGCCGGGAUCGAGUGCGCAGGGGAUCGACUAUAUCAACGUCAACCGGCAGCAGACUGGCAAUGGCAUUCUCUGGCGGUUCUUCGACUGGAUCGACAAGAGCUCGUUUGAGGUGGCCGCCGACGCCUUUACUACGUUCAGGGAACUAUUGACAAAGCACAAGGACAUUGUACCAAAAUACCUCUCUACCAACUUUGACGCGUUCUUUGAGAGAUACAACACGACGCUUGUGCAAUCCAACAGCUACGUUACCAAGAGGCAGUCUAUCAAACUGCUCGGGGAAAUCCUGCUGGAUCGGUCCAACUACAACGUCAUGACGGCAUACGUUGACCGGGGUGAGCAUCUCAAGAUCUGCAUGAACCUGCUGCGCGACGACCGCAAGAUGGUGCAGUACGAGGGCUUCCACGUCUUCAAGGUCUUUGUCGCCAACCCGCACAAGUCGGUUGCCGUGCAAAAGAUCCUCCUCAUGAACCGGGAGAAGCUGCUCACCUUCCUGUCCCACUUCCUGGAAGACCGGACCGACGACGAGCAGUUUAUCGACGAGAGAGAGUUCCUGAUCAAGCAAAUCCGGAACAUGCCCUCUACCCCGGUGCCGCCCCAGCGAUAA
This is a messenger RNA of Thyridium curvatum, 1113 nucleotides long. RefSeq lists its product as uncharacterized. Gene Ontology annotation, biological process: intracellular signal transduction. Bases 1 to 1113 code for a protein of 370 amino acids. The transcript has 4 exons. The record is from RefSeq and is a predicted model, not a curated record. Lineage: Eukaryota; Fungi; Ascomycota; Sordariomycetes; Thyridiales; Thyridiaceae. Gene Ontology annotation, molecular function: protein serine/threonine kinase activator activity.